GCUCCGGCUCUCCCACCACAGCCAGACUCAGCCCAGCAUGCUCCCUCUCGACCAGGUCACCUCGCAGCUCGAAUGGCUCCAGAACCUCCAGAUCCCGCCUACGGCGCCCGAGGGCCUCAACCACAAGUCGCUCCGCAAGACCUCGAUCAUCGCGACCAUCGGCCCCAAGACCAACUCGCCCGAGAUGAUCCAGAAGCUCCGCGAGGCCGGCGUCAACGUCGUCCGCAUGAACUUCUCGCACGGCUCGUACGAGUACCACCAGUCGGUCAUCGACAACACCCGCAAGGCUGUUGCCUCGUCUGACGGCCGCCCGGUCGCCAUCGCCCUCGACACUAAGGGCCCCGAGAUCCGCACCGGCAACAUGCUCAACGACGUCGACAUCAAGAUCAAUGCCGGCCACCGCAUGAAGAUCACGACCAACCCGGAGUGGGCGACCAAGUGCGACGACAAGGUCAUGUACCUCGACUACGCCAACAUCACCAACGUCCUCCAGCCGGGCAAGCCCAUCUACGUCGACGACGGCAUCCUGUCCUUCAACGUCAUCUCGGUCGGCAAGGACGAGCUCGAGGUCGAGGCCGUCAACAACGGCACCCUGUCGAGCAAGAAGGGCGUCAACCUCCCUGGCACCGAUGUCGACCUGCCCGCCAUCUCGCAGAAGGACAAGGACGACCUGACGUUCGGUGUCAAGAACGGCGUCGACAUGAUCUUUGCGUCGUUCAUCCGCCGCGGCCAGGACGUGCAGGACAUCCGCGCCCACCUCGGCGAGGCCGGCAAGAACAUCAAGAUCAUCGUCAAGAUCGAGAACCUCCAGGGCGUCGCCAACUUUGACGAGAUCCUGCGCGAGACGGACGGCGUCAUGGUCGCCCGUGGCGACCUCGGUAUCGAGAUCCCGGCGUCGCAGGUCUUCAUGGCCCAGAAGAUGAUGAUCGCCAAGUGCAACCUCGCCGGCAAGCCCGUCAUCUGCGCCACCCAGAUGCUCGAGUCGAUGACCUACAACCCUCGCCCGACCCGCGCCGAGGUUUCGGACGUCGCCAACGCCGUCCUCGACGGCGCCGACUGCGUCAUGCUCUCGGGCGAGACGGCCAAGGGCACGUACCCGAUCCAGGCCGUCGAGAUGAUGGCCGAGACGUGCCUCCUCGCCGAGGCGACCGUCUCGUACGCGUCGCUCUUCAACGAGCUCCGCUCGAUGGCGCAGCGCCCGACGCCGACGUCCGAGACGGUGGCCAUGGCGGCCGUUGCCGCCGCGAUCGAGCAGAACGCGGGCGCCAUCAUCGUCAUGUCGACCUCGGGCGAGACGGCGCGCCUCGUGUCCAAGUACAAGCCCCCUUGCCCCAUCAUCACCGUCACGCGCAACGAGCAGACGUCGCGCCAGGUCCACCUGCACCGCGCCGUCUACCCGAUGUACUUCAACCAGCCGCGCCCCGAGACCAACGAGGGGUGGCAGACCGACGUCGACAACCGCAUCCGCCACUCGUGCCAGCAGGCGCUCAAGCUCGGCAUCGUCCGCAAGGGCGACACGAUUGUCGCGCUCCAGGGAUGGCGCGGCGGCCAGGGCAGCACCAACAGCAUGCGCAUCCUCGCCGUCCCCGAGGAGGAGGACGCCCUCAUCCUUCGCCCGACCGAGAAGUAGAGCGCGAGCGCCGUCGCUCCCCUCUUCCCCCUCCCUUCUCCUUCCCUUCCCGCUUCUCCUUCCUGGUCUCUCCUACUCGCAGUCACCUGGUCGUCGUCCUGUCGUUGAUAGCUCUGUCCCCUUUCCCUCUCGCGUUCCCUCUCUCUCUCUCUUUCUCUCUCUUCCCUCGCAACCUCUCCGCGCACUCAAAACUGCCACUUAGACAAGUUUCGCCCAC
Molecule: messenger RNA, 1847 nt
Organism: Rhodotorula graminis WP1
Lineage: Eukaryota; Fungi; Basidiomycota; Microbotryomycetes; Sporidiobolales; Sporidiobolaceae
Exons: 9
Coding region: 38-1630 (530 amino acids)
Biological process (GO): glycolytic process
Cellular component (GO): cytoplasm
Molecular function (GO): potassium ion binding; pyruvate kinase activity; magnesium ion binding
Source: RefSeq, a predicted model, not a curated record